Pochonia chlamydosporia 170 is the source of this 543-nucleotide messenger RNA. RefSeq lists its product as hypothetical. Lineage: Eukaryota; Fungi; Ascomycota; Sordariomycetes; Hypocreales; Clavicipitaceae. Bases 1 to 543 code for a protein of 180 amino acids. The record is from RefSeq and is a predicted model, not a curated record. The transcript is spliced from 2 exons.
AUGUCUCAGGAUCUUCGCACUCAAGACAACUCAGCCAAGUAUGACGAGCUGGAUGAUUAUGUGAAGUACAAGGUACGAAAGGCACUGGAGCUAUACAGUGGGGCAGGUGCAGACGCAGCGAUCAAUUACUUUGUCGCCAAUGGCGUUAAGGAUGAGGAGGUCGCGAAGCGCACUUUGCCCGACUACACUUCCUCUCUAGAGAAGUUCGAAGAGGGUCUUCUCAGGGUCAUUGUGGAUGAAAAGGAGCUUUUUGACGAGUUUAGCAAGACUGUCCCCGUUAUGGCGGAUAACUUUUUCCUAAUGAAGGAUUGGGAGAGAGAGAUGGCACUGGAUUGUGCCAAGUUGGCAGACGAGGGGGACUAUGAUGGUGCGAUGAACACCUUUUUCGAGACAUUGAGGAAGCAUAAUGAGAAAACCGAUGAGGACGAAUGGAGACGGUCAUUCAGCCAUAAUAUGAGCUCUCCAGUGCUUUUUAAGCUCUGCUUGAUGAAGCACUUUGAAUUCCUGAGCUUCAACAAGAAGAUGAAGAUGUUCAUGGGCUAG